AUGGCGGCUCCCUUGCUGGAGAAACUGUCGGAGUCCUUAGGUUCCCCGGAGCCAGCAGUACGACUCAUAUUAUCAAUAUUAAUCGGCUAUCCCUUUGCACUGGUGUACCGGAGCUUCCUGUUCCACCAGCCGGCCUCAGUCAUCCACUUGUUCCACACCUUCUCUGGAUUGGCAUUAGCUGCAUUCAACUUUGGUCCUCAGCUCUAUCACUCGGCAGUAUGCAUCUUUGUCCAGUUCCUGAUGUUGAGGCUCAUGGGAAGGACGGUAACGUCUGUCCUGAGCAGUUUUACCUUUCAAAUGCUGUACCUGCUGGCAGGGUAUUACUACACAGCGACAGAGGAGUACGACAUCAAGUGGACCAUGCCUCAUUGUGUCCUCACACUCAAACUUAUUGGUUUGGCGUUUGAUUACUACGAUGGCGGGAAGGAACCAUCCCAGCUGAAUUCAGAGCAGAAGGUGAGCGCUCUGCCGUCCGUGCCCUCGCUGCUGGAGGUGUAUGGCUUCUCCUACUUCUACGGGGGCUUCCUGGUGGGUCCCCAGUUUACGCUGCGCAGCUACCAGAAGCUGGUGGCAGGGGAGCUCACCGACUGCCCCGGAAAGCCUCCCAACAGUGUUGUUCCGGCUAUGAAGAGGUUUGCUCUGGGUUUUCUGUGCUUGGUGAUUUAUGCAAUAUUUGGUCCAUCUUAUCCAGACAGCUACUACUUAACAGACGAGUACGAGGCUCAGCCGUUCUGGUAUCGCUGCGUGUUUAUCCUGCUGUGGGGCAAAGAGGGUGUAUGUAUAUUAACUGGACUAGGGUACAACGGCGUAGUGGAGGGGAAGCACCGAUGGGAUGCCUGUGCCAACAUGAAGGUGUGGCUCUUUGAGACUACCCCCCUUUUCGGAGGAACCAUCUCUUCUUUCAACAUCAACACGAAUGCCUGGGCUGCCAGACACGUGUUCAAGCGGUUGAAGUUCCUUGGCAAUAAGACCAUGUCUCAUGUGACCACGCUCCUUUUUUUGACCGUUUGGCACGGCCUGCACUCCGGAUACAUCUUGUGCUUCUCCAUGGAGUUCUUGAUCAUCAUUGUGGAGAGACAGGCCCUGGCUCUCGUACGGGACAGUCCCCUGCUGACAAACCUAGCCAACAGCCACCUCUACCCCCUCAUUUAUGUAGUUCAGCAGUUUUUCCACUGGCUCUUCAUGGGGUAUCCUCUAGUGCCAUUCUGUCUCUUCACCUAUGACAAAUGGCUUAAGGUGUAUUAUUCCGUCUAUUUCUGCGGCCAUGUGUUCUUCAUUGUGGCCUAUUUAAUCCUGCCGUACCUCCGUAAGGUGCUGGUGCCUAAAAAAGAACGCAGCGAGAAAAAACAGGACUAA
Molecule: messenger RNA, 1356 nt
Organism: Menidia menidia (Atlantic silverside)
Lineage: Eukaryota; Metazoa; Chordata; Actinopteri; Atheriniformes; Atherinopsidae
Source: the annotation of a GenBank genome assembly